This is a messenger RNA of Eruca vesicaria subsp. sativa (arugula), 1509 nucleotides long. The record is from the annotation of a GenBank genome assembly. NCBI's taxonomy places the organism in Eukaryota, Viridiplantae, Streptophyta, Magnoliopsida, Brassicales, Brassicaceae.
ACGAAGAGAGAGUGAAGAAGAAGAGCACGAGGUUUUAUUUAUUGUAUCGGAGGGUUUUUCCUUUCUGAUUUGAUAUCCAACGAUAACAAUGAAUCACCUCGUCCGUAAAACUUCCGUAACCGCCUUGAGAUCCGUUGCUCACCUCCGUCAAUCUCCCACCGCCGCAGCAGCAUCAACCGUCCGCCACUUCACCUCCGCCGGCUAUCCUUCCAACAGCUUUCAGUUAACUCCUCCGGUUAACUGGGGAGUAAGGAUUGUACCGGAGAAGAAAGCGUAUGUGAUUGAGCGAUUCGGGAAAUUCGCUAAGACAUUACCGUCGGGGAUUCAUUUCCUGAUUCCGUUCGUUGAUCGGAUUGCUUAUGUUCAUUCUCUCAAGGAAGAAGCGAUUCCGAUCCCUAAUCAGACUGCGAUUACUAAAGAUAACGUUAGUAUCCAUAUCGAUGGCGUUCUCUAUGUCAAGAUAGUGGAUCCUAAGUUAGCUUCUUAUGGAGUUGAGAGUCCUAUCUAUGCUGUUGUGCAGUUGGCUCAGACUACUAUGCGUAGUGAGCUUGGUAAGAUCACGCUUGAUAAGACCUUUGAGGAAAGAGAUACUCUCAACGAGAAGAUUGUGGAAGCCAUCAAUGUUGCUGCAAGAGACUGGGGUCUUCAGUGUCUUCGUUAUGAGAUAAGGGAUAUUAUGCCUCCUCAUGGAGUGAGGGUUGCUAUGGAGAUGCAAGCUGAAGCUGAACGUAAAAAGAGAGCCCAGAUUCUUGAGUCUGAAGGAGAAAGGCAAGCCCAUAUCAAUAUUGCUGAUGGUAAGAAAAGUUCUGUAAUUCUGGCAUCUGAAGCUGCAAAGAUGGACCAAGUGAAUCGAGCACAGGGUGAGGCUGAAGCAAUACUCGCUAGAGCACAAGCAACUGCUAGAGGUCUUGCCAUGUUAUCUCAGUCUCUCAAAGAAACUGGGGGAGUUGAGGCUGCGAGUUUGAGAGUUGCAGAGCAAUACAUCCAAGCCUUCAGUAACAUUGCCAAGGAGGGUACGACAAUGUUGCUUCCAAGUACUGCUUCAAAUCCUGCUAGCAUGAUUGCUCAAGCUUUAACAAUGUACAAAAGCCUUGUGAACCAAGGUCCAAAGAGCGAUCACCAAGAAACAUCAGCAGUGGAAGGUGACUGGGAGGACAUAGGUGAGAAAGAUAUAUCAGAAAACUCUAAAAACCGAUCAGGCUCAACAACAUACGAAACAGAGAAAGGAGGUCACACCGGUGAACCAGUAUUUUCUCUUCAGAGUCGCAUUAAGGAGCCAUAGUAGCCAGCCAAACAAAGAACGAGAUAAUUUUAUUUUAUGUGCCUGAGAGAACAGAAAAUCCAUCUUUUCCAGCUUUCAAAUAUGAGACACUAUCGUCUUCCCCGUUUGAGGGGCUUGAGUAUCAUAUGCCAUUUGGCAAACAUAAAACAUAUCUGAACAUCGAUUCUCUAAAAGUGUUUUCCCACAUGAUUUGAUCUGAACAUCUAGCUAUGAAAGUCUGGUUAUUU